Molecule: messenger RNA, 5833 nt
Organism: Silurus meridionalis
Lineage: Eukaryota; Metazoa; Chordata; Actinopteri; Siluriformes; Siluridae
Gene: ppp1r9ba
Product: protein phosphatase 1, regulatory subunit 9Ba
Exons: 11
Coding region: 219-2654 (811 amino acids)
Biological process (GO): calcium-mediated signaling; neuron projection development; actin filament organization
Cellular component (GO): dendrite; postsynaptic density; actin cytoskeleton
Molecular function (GO): actin filament binding
Source: RefSeq, a predicted model, not a curated record
UGUGAACGCGAGCCGGGGAGAGACAGCAGCGCGCGCGCCCGCGUCACUGCUGUUCGCUCGUGGGGGAAACCGACAAGCUGAAAACGGCUCGCGGACACAAUGGACUCGGCAGCGGACGGACUUUAACGCACCGGACCUUUGAUGAACACGAAAACACGAAGGGGUAAAGGGAGGAGGAUAUGCCGUUUCAACUACUCUUCGCCAUCAUUUGAUUAAUCAUGAUGAAGACUGAACCCCCAUCUGCAUCCAGCGGCACCACAGGCACCCCACUCGGAGCUCGGAGCGCAUCGCCACACAGGAAUGCUUACGAGGCAGGAAUCCAGUCACUUAAACCAGUCAAAGACCCUGAUGCUGCAAAUGGUGAGGAUGGCAAAGAGACAAAGUCAAGACCUACAGGACGGGGUCGCAGGUACGGCUCUAAUGUCCAUCGCAUCAAGAACAUGUUCAUGCAAAUGGGCUCCCCUGGAGAAGAAGAAGAUCCAUCAAAGAUGAAAGACCAGACAGUGCGACUUUCCUUGCCAAGAGCCAGCAGUCUUAAUGAAAACGUAGACCACAGUGCACUUCUCAAGCUAGGCGGAACCGUUUCUGAGCGAGUGAAUCGCUUUGAUAUAAAGCCUGAUGGCGGAGGUGGCCAUGGACCUUCUUCUGGCUACUCUAAGCUGCAGGAGACACGUAAGAUUUUCGAGCAGCGCCACCUGCAAGAGAAGCAGGCUGCCACCAACCGCAUCCUCCUGAAAAAGGAGCGUGCUUCAGGAUUCUCGGACAGCCGUCUGGAUGUGGUUGUACGAUUCAACGGCAGCACAGAAGCCCUAGACAGAUUGGACAUGGACGGAGGGCCCGUUGAAGCAGUGUCACCCACUGUCAGCCAGCUGAGUGCCGUGUUUGAGAAGGCAGAAAUGCGUAACAAUCUCCAUCGGCCGCCUUCAACCUCAAUUAUGCCCUCUCGCCCUAAAAUCAUUCCUAAGAAGGUGAAAUCAUUCCCUCAAGCAGGCAGCCAAGAAAAUGAAUCGCAGUCUAGGGAACAAGAAGGAGCCCAUAGAAGUCCAAGAAGAACAGGAUCCCAAGCUAACUCAACAAGCACCAAGCCAUCAGCAGAUGAAGCGUCUGUUUUGUCUGCAGAGCCAAACGCUAAGGAACUUCAAGACUCCACAGGAACUAAUACAGAGGAUGAGUGCAAACCUGGAGAGCAGGACGAUGCUAGCAACCAGGAAGUAGGCAGCCGAUUGGUCCAUGCAGAAGUUCACGCUUCCCUUGAGAAUGGGGAGGCUGAAAACAGUUAUGAGGCUGCUGAGCAGAGAGAUGAGCGCAGGCUGAACCAAGGAGACAGUGCCACUCACGACGAGGAGGCGGCGGAAGAUGAGCCCCUGAAGGAGGAUUAUUCAGAAGCUGACCUGAUAGACAUCAGUGCCUAUAGUGGUAUAGGUGAGGACUCUGGUGGGAGUCAGCUUGAUGAGGAUGAAGAGGCUGACGAUGAUGAAACUUACGAACCGGAAUCUAGUUGCACAGAGGUAGCAGGACUGCCAGCAGAGGAUGAUCCUCCAGGCAGUAGGAAGAUCCGUUUCAGCACUGGGCCUAUUAAGGUGUUCACCACAUACUCCAAUGAGGAUUAUGACCGGCGUAACGAUGACGUUGAUCCAAUGGCAGCCUCGGCUGAGUAUGAGCUGGAGAAGAGAGUGGAGAGGCUGGACCUUUUCCCUGUAGAACUGGAAAAAGAUGGUGAUGGGUUGGGAAUCAGUAUCAUUGGAAUGGGUGCCGGGGCAGACAUGGGCCUGGAGAAACUCGGAAUCUUCGUCAAGACUGUGACGGAGGGAGGUGCGGCUCACCGUGAUGGAAGGAUCCAGGUGAAUGACCUGAUAGUCGAGGUGGACGGCACAAGUCUGGUGGGUGUGACGCAGAAUUUUGCAGCAUCUGUCCUGAGAAACACCACUGGCACUGUCAAGUUUAUCAUUGGCCGAGAGAAGCCGGGUGAACAGAGUGAGGUAGCGCAGCUGAUCCAGCAGACAUUGGAGCAGGAACGCUGGCAGAGGGAGAUGAUGGAGCAGCGCUACAACCAGUACAUGGAGGAGGAUGAAGAGGGCGGUGAAUACGGCACAGAUGAGGAUGAGGAGAUGAGCCCCAUGUUCCCCAAUGCCAUCGAAGUGUUUGACCUGGCUGAGAGUGAGGACAUGCUCUCACCAGUGGAGAUGGAUCCCGAGAAACUCACCCAUAAGUUUAAAGAGCUUCAGAUCAAGCAUGCUGUGACCCAGGCUGAGAUCCAGCAGCUGAAAAGAAAGCUGGCUCAUGCCGAGCAGGAAAAGCUGCGUUGGAGGAUGGAGAAGGCCCAGCUGGAGCAGACCGUGCGAGAGACGAAAGAACGCAUGGAGAAGCUCGAGGGCUACUGGAUGGAGGCCCAGAGCUUGUGUCAGGCAGUGGACGAGCAUCUUAAAGAGACACAGGCACAGUACCAGACACUGGAGCGCAAGUACAGCAAAGCCAAACGCCUCAUCAAAGAGUACCAGCAGAAAGAAAUUGAGUAUCUGAAGAGGGAGACAGCACAGAGACGUGCGCAGGAGGAAUCAGAGGUCGGCCACAAGGAGGAGACAGACAGUCUGCAGGAGAAGAUCACCGACUUAGAAACGAAGGUGGGUGCACUCAAGAGCUCGGAGCCCUCCUAAACCUGCCCAGGAACUAUAGAGAAUGAGGGAGAGAGCAGGAGCAAAGUCUUUCAGCCCUGGCCAUCCCUCCUUCCUGCAUGUUUUCCCCUGUGGCAUGCAACAAUGGACAACCAAAUAAACUGAAAGAAAGUUUGAAAGGGAUGUUACUGGGGGAAAAGGGGUGUGGCCGAGAAAUCAUAAAAUCCUGCCAGAUGUGUGGCACUGACCUGCUCACCUCUAGUCUUCAUGACACCCCAUGUAAUCUACGAAUUUUUUUGUUGCUUUCAAAAAGUAUUUGAUUUACUUUUCCUUUUUUUUAAUGGCCCUAUAAAACAUAUUGGCAACUCACAGCACAUUCAAGUGACACCCACCAUCUGGACCUGGUGCCAAGCAAACUGAAAAAAAAGAACUUUUUUUUUAUUAUUAUUUGCGUCAUUUCUGCAAAAGGAGUUGAUGGUGUUUGUAUAUAUUCUCCAAUGUAUUUAAGAUGCUUAAGCAAUGAGCUGUAGGGCACCAGAGGAAAAUAAGGAGUGGAGGGGCAUUGCGAGGGAUGGGGAGGGUUAUGCCAGGGUGCUGAUGGGUAUAAGUUAAAGCAAACAUAACAGAUUUUUCCUAGUUCUAGACUGGCACAGAUGGGGUCGUGUUCUUUGUUCAUGUUUUUUUUUUUCGUUGAGCAAAAUGGCAAACAGGGUGUGAGACUCAUGUAAGUUGAUCUUUUGAUGUACCUUCUAGACUUACAUUUCACACUUUGCAUUCUUCUAGACAGUAUUACUGGAAGUGUGUAGUGGACCUCUGAAUCACUGUCUCCUGCAUUUCCCUCUCAUGCAUCUAUCAGUGAAAGAAUGAGAAAGAGAAGCCGUAUAACAUCAGGCCUUUUGUGGUUAAUUCUACCAUUCUUUUAUAUAUAUAUAUAUAUAUAUAUAUAUAUAUAUAUAUAUAUAUAUAUAUAUAUAUAUAUAUAUAUAUAUAAUGUCUGCUCACAGCAGAAAUACAACAGUGAGGCUUCAUCAUCACAUUUUUAAGUUGUUAGUUUUCCAGGCAAAAUUUUAUUCUUCACAGAUCUAGAAUUCCAAACAAAUGCCCUGCUCUAAUAUUGAGCUAUUUAUCUCAAAGCACAUGAUUCGGUAGCUACGCAUCACUCUGUAAAAGGAAAGGCGUGUAGUUCAGAGAGGGAGGAAUGUAAACCCGGACCUGCUGAUAGGCUCCUGAGUUCCAGGAGUUAAACAUUGUUAGAUCAGAAGGAACUCUCUUCUCAGUGUAAUGAUAACCAAUACUUUGCAUUCUUUUCGCUUUUGUAGAUGUGUUCAUGGUGAGCAGCUUCUUUUUUUUCCUUACUUGACCUCAAGGCAGAUUUUUACUAUUGCAUUCAGUCAAACAUUAUAAAUUUGUGGAAACUGGAAUAUAGACCGAGUUAAAUACAGCUUUUAGUUAGGCAACUGGCCUUUAAUCUGAUUUUGGACCCGCCUCCACAGCUGAGAUCACAGCUCAGUCGUAGCAUUAAAGGAUAAUUCUGGUAUUUUUAAACAAAUAUGUGUUUAUAACAGUAAGGCAACACGGCCAGGUGGCAGACUCCAGACAAUUUCAUGUGUUAAGGCACCAUUUAGUCUUUUUUUGUGGAAGAAAAAGUGUCUGGGUGACCAUCAACCUGCAGUUACUUUAAACUGAAGGCAUCUACUUUAAAUCUGAUGUAAAUCUUUUAGGACUGGUGGGGCGUCUGCUGGAGAUAUUCUCUCUGUUCGCAAUAAGAAAGAAACUCUGCUGUCGGUAUAUGUUUAUUCAAAAAUUUUCAUUAAAAUGUAUUGAGCAUUGAUUCUGAAGAGACAGUAUUAGUUUGAGCAGAGCAAAUGCAUUAGCGUGUAGUUUUCCAUGGCUUUCUCAUGUAUGUAAUUUAAUUCAAUCCCAUUGCUUCCACUUUGCUAUGUUUUGUAAUAAUAUAAAUGUCUCUUACAAUGCAGUAUUGAAAGCAGCAUCUGGGGUUUUAUCCGAACUUUUAACAGAUAUUUUAGUGAUUACGAUUAUUACUCAGCAACAAAAUAUAAUGGGCUUCGUCAUUGUCAGUAGAAUAUAAAUAGAGUUUUUAAAGUGUGGAAAUAGAUCUUCAUUCACUCGCUCUGAAUACAAUCUUAAGUCUGUGCACAUAUGCAAGAAGAAUUGUAACAGAGCACACUGCGCUAGUCCAGGGUCUGUGUGUAUCAAGCGUCCCAGCUCAGCCAUGUAGAGUUUUGUUCAUCAACACGACGACUCAUCGUGAAACAACACUUUUUCUCUUGAGAGGUUUGAUACAUGAACACAAUCCCUGAACUACCUCAGGUCCAUUUUUUCCCAUUUGUCUAUUUUCCCCUCCUUGUUCUUUUGAGUAUUUUUUUGCAUAGUCAAAAUAGAACACCAUUCAGAACUGGAAAACAAUUGUGUAAUUGUGUGAAACAGUUUCGACAUGCUACAGUGGGGUUCAUUUGAUGACAGUCAGCAUGUUGUAAGCUUGUCUCUGCUCCAGCUGUGCAUCUGUGCCAGUACACCCCAUAUGAUCCACUCAGGUUAAAUGAGUAUCACGUACACAGACCUAUUCCGGAGAACACGCGACUCGUUUUUGUCACAUCGCAGGAGGACACUGAUGAAUUCCAUUAUUUUUCUGGCACAAGAAUUCUUUCAGUGUUCAAUGUAUCGCUGAUGUUACUGAAUCAGCGCAACCGAACUGUGUCCCAGAGCAUGAAAGCUGUAUCCGGAUCAGCGUUCGCCUUUUGAUAAAUGUGUUUGCUGUAACAGGAACUGAUCCUCAAUCAGAACUCCUGGAGGAUGGGCCAGUAAAGAUUUGAACACCAUCAGGAUGAAACACAGCAGGACAAGCUUCAUGCUGAGUGAUUAUCAGAGCACUGAAACACUAGUCAAACAUUCAAUACGUACAUUCCAUUCAACUUGCUUUUUUUUGCGGAUGCUGUAGCCUUCAAAAAGGUUCACUUUGCUUCUGUGUACAGAGAGGAACUCAUUCCUCAUACUGAUGUAAGGGUGUUACUCAUUUUAAUGUGAACUAAAACUUGACUCCAUUCCUUCACCAUUGAGGUUUUUUUUUUUAUUGCUUUGAGCUGCAAUCAUUUAAAUAAGAAAGAAAAAAAAAUACAAUGCUCCAUUCGAAAAGGAGCAUCAUGUUCAUCUUGCAUAAUUUACUGUCAUUAACAAUAAAUGCAAAAAAAUGUGUUCAAUAA